Molecule: messenger RNA, 546 nt
Organism: Trypanosoma grayi
Lineage: Eukaryota; Euglenozoa; Kinetoplastea; Trypanosomatida; Trypanosomatidae
Product: centrin
Exons: 1
Coding region: 1-546 (181 amino acids)
Biological process (GO): spindle pole body duplication
Cellular component (GO): microtubule organizing center
Molecular function (GO): calcium ion binding; microtubule binding
Source: RefSeq, a predicted model, not a curated record
AUGUCAGCGUCACGUGCCGCUGGCGGUCGUUUGGCAGCUCCCGUCCGCACCGCUGUGCCCGCGGCACUGCCGCGCAAACGCCGCUUCGAGCUUACGGACGAGCAGCGGCAAGAGAUCCGCGAGGCCUUCGAGCUCUUCGACUCCGACAAGAACGGCCUCAUCGAUGUGCACGAGAUGAAGGUGAGCAUGCGGGCACUGGGCUUUGACGCCAAGAAGGAGGAGGUGCUGCGCAUGAUGCAAGACUGCGCUGCACGUGACCAGCACAACCAGCCGCUCAUGGAUUUGGCUGGCUUCACGGACUUGAUGACGGAGCGAUUCGCGCAGCGAGACCCGCGACAGGAGAUGAUCAAAGCCUUCCAGUUGUUUGAUGAGAACAACACGGGGAAGAUUUCGCUGCGUUCGUUGCGCCGUGUGGCCAGAGAGCUCGGGGAGAACAUGACCGACGAGGAGCUGCAGGCUAUGAUUGACGAGUUUGACACGGACCAGGACGGAGAGAUCAACCUGGACGAGUUCCUAGCCAUCAUGCUGGAGGAUGAGGACUACUGA